This is a messenger RNA of Malaclemys terrapin pileata, 4173 nucleotides long. RefSeq names its product transmembrane protein 260 (gene TMEM260). The transcript is spliced from 17 exons. Lineage: Eukaryota; Metazoa; Chordata; Testudines; Emydidae. The coding region runs from base 42 to 2234 and encodes 730 amino acids. The record is from RefSeq and is a predicted model, not a curated record.
CUCCCGGAAGGAGCGGCGGGCGGGCUGCCCGGAGCCUGCACAUGGGUCCCCAGCCGGGCAGCCGCCCUGGGAGGCAGCGGGGCCCCCAGCGCCAUGGAGUGGGUGGCUUCGCCGGGGCGCUGGGCGCUGCCGUGGCUGCCGCGUACGCGGCGACGCUGCCGCCGUCCGUGCCCGGGGGAGACUCGGGGGAGCUGAUCACAGCCGCAUAUGAGCUUGGAGUUGCCCAUCCUCCUGGCUACCCUUUGUUCACUCUGCUGGCCAAACUGGCAAUUGGUCUGUUCCCUUUUGGUUCCAUUGCCUACCGAGUAAAUCUUCUCUGUGGCUUAUUGGGAGCAGCUGCAGCAUCUUUGCUAUAUUACACAGUUUUCAGGCUUUCUGGCUCGUAUGCUGGAGGAGUCCUUGCUGCGGGGGUGUUUUCCUUUUCUCGUCUAACAUGGCAGUGGUCCAUCUCAGCAGAGGUUUUUAGCUUAAACAAUCUGUUUGUGGGGCUGCUUAUGGCGCUCACUGUACAUUUUGAGGAGGCAGCCACUGCGAAGGAGAGAUCAAAGAUAUCGAAAGUUGGCGCCUUUUGCUGUGGGCUUAGUAUGUGCAAUCAGCACACAAUAGUGCUUUAUGUGUUGUGCAUUGUACUAUGGGUUCUGUUCCAACUUUUCAAAGGGAAGGAAUUGUCCUUUGGCCAUUUGCUGAAGUUGGGCUUAUGCUUCUUGGCUGGUUUGCUGCCUUAUCUCUAUCUGCCUGCCUCGUCCUACCUAAAUCAAGCACGUUGGACCUGGGGAGACCAGACGACUUUUCAAGGAUUUUUGACCCACUUUCUCAGGGAAGAAUAUGGGACAUUCAGUCUGGCCAAAUCAGAGGAAGGACCCAGUCUGAGAGACAUGUUGCUUUCUCAGGUAACACACAUGAAAACGGAACUUUCCUUUACUGUCCCAGCCCUUGCGAUGGUGGCGUGGUUACGUACAGCAAUGCAGGCUAAGCAGGAGAAGUCAUCAGUGAUAUGGCUAUUUACUGGAAUGCUCUGCAUUUAUUCGUUCUUCUUUGCUUGGAGGGCAAAUUUGGAUAUUACAAAACCACUCUUUAUGGGUGUGGUGGAGCGAUUUUGGAUGCAGAGCAAUGCAGUAGUUGCUGUUCUAGCGGGACUAGGCCUGGCCUCUCUUGUCUCUGUCGGAAAUGCAGUGCUUGAGAACAACCGUGUGCUGCAGUGCGUGGAGUGGCUUUCCGCUGCGGCUCUUGUUACUAGUCAAAUAUAUGCCAAUUACAGCAUUUGUGACCAAAGCCGCAAUUACGUUGUCGAUAAAUUUGCAAGGAACCUUCUGUCCUCCGUGCCACCUGAUGCAAUAAUCUUGCUCAGAGGAGACCUAACAGGGAAUUCUCUUCGUUACCUUCAUUAUUGUGAGGAAAUGAGGCCCGAUGUCACCUUAGUGGAUCAAGAGAUGAUGACUUAUGAGUGGUAUUUACCAAAGAUGGCUAAGCAUUUGCCAGGCAUCUCUUUUCCUGGGAGGCGGUGGAAUCCUGUAGAAGGAAUAUUACCCGACGGAACGCUCACGUUUAAUCUCCAUCAUUUUCUCAAAGUAAAUAAACAGAGCCUCAGGACAAAACCAUCUGCCGGCGCCAAGGCUGCUGCGGAUGGAACAGCCGCCAGUAAGGAAGCAUUUGCGUGCAUAGGACUUAACGAAGGGGACUCAACUUGGAGAAAAAGCUAUUCACUUUGGCCAUGGGGUUCCUGUGACAAAUUGGUUUCUUCAGGAACUGUUUUUAACCCAGGAGAGUGGUUACAUCUUACAAGGAGUCUCUAUAACUGGACUGAAGACUAUGGAAGGUUUGAUCCAUCUUCAUGGGAAGCUGUAGCAAAUGAAGAGAUGUGGCAAGCCAGGAUGAAAACAGCCUUCUUUAUCUUUGACCUUGCAGAAACUGCUAGCGUGUCUGCAGAUAUAAAAUCCCAACUUUAUACCUUUGCAUACAGUUCAUACAAGGAAAUCAUCAAUUCACAUAAAAACCACCCAGUCAAUUGGCAUAAAAACUAUGCGAUAGCUUGCGAAAGGAUGCUGCGUCUCCAUAAGGUGGAUGUGGACCCUGAAGUGUUGUUAUCUGAAACUGUUAAACAUUUCCUCCUCUAUACGGAGAAAGCAGAGGAUGAUCCCCAACAAGCAGAUAUUUUGCAGGCUGUAAAACACCUGAAGAAAGAGCUGCAGGGGCUGAGAAAAAUGAAAAAAAAUCUGAAGCGGCUGGCGGUCUAGAACCCAUUUGUGGACCUGCUUUCUGAAGUGUUAAAAUUCUGAAGUCGGGAGGUAAAAUUGAAUCCGUUAUUAAGAACACGAGAAGGUUUUUUAAAUACGACAGAACUGAUAGCGGAAGGAAAUCAAGUGGUCUCCUGGAUGGAAAUGUAGCACUGUUCUUUCUUUUGCUGUCGCCAGAUGAAGAGUUCUGGUAGCCAGCACGCAUUUCACAUUGAUUUGUGUAGAAAAACAUUUGUUACCAAAUUAAGCAUUGUGUUUAAAAUAAAUAAAUAAAUAAAUAAGUGAGGAAGUCCAAAAUACCGUGUAUGCAAAUACGUCCAUUGAUUUUAUUUGAUAUGUAUAAUUACUUCAUAAAUAUAUGAAAUUCAUUUCCUACAAAAAGUUCCUUCUGUUGUCGAGUUCCAGCUAUGUAAAAUAUCUCUAUUUUGUAUAUCUUUGUGUACAGUAUUACACACUGCCAUUAGAGAGAGGGGGGUGUGUGUGUGGGUGUUUGGGAUAUAGGAUCAUUAUUCAUAGUAAGUGAACCCAUGAUUUAGUUACCCAAAGUUAUCCAGAAAGAGUGCUGGUAAAACCUUUAUACCUCACUACACUCUCACACAUCCUGUAGAUGUCACAGAUGCUACAAAAAAAUAGUUUUAGGAAUGUUUUAGAGCAUUUUAGCUGAACUAUUUUUUGUCUUUCCUGUAGAGCCAAGUGAGUUGGUUCCCAUGAAUCUAACUGUGUCAGGCUCAAGGGACCAAUAGAAUUGUCUAAAAUUGACCUAAAAUAGCUGCCCUAUAUUUUAUUUUGUUACUGAUUUUGAUUCCUUUUUCUUUGGUCCUUUAAGGGCUAAAACUGAGUGCUGGGCCUCCACUGACAAGGUAGGAAUUUUACCUUCCCAGUGAUUAUAAAGUUCCUGUUUCUAGCCCUCAGGCCCUUGAGAUAUUUUUAGAUUUAGAGAAGCUGUGGUUGGCCCACGACGGAAUCUUGGUGGAGGUAAUUUUGGGGGGAGAAAGAGGAAACAUUUAUGUGGCAGGUUGAUUUUUUUUUUCAGUAACCACUGAUCAAAGCCACCUUGGGGUUUGGAACCUUAGAAUAAGUGGAGAUUGUGAGCAGAGUGCAGGAGAAAUGGUCAAAGGUGCACCAUAGGUUUAUCACAUGGCUCUGCAAUUUAUUAUAUGGAUUUCCCCCCAUAUAUAUAUUGUGUAUAUAUUCUAUAUGUAAUAUAUCUGUCUGUGCAUGUGUGAUUCUGGACUGUUAUUCCACUUACCAGCCCUGAUAUUUCUCAGAUAUUCUUCAUGUGUAGGUCUGUUUUUUUAAAUGUAACAGCUUCAUUUCCUUCCAUAGAGGCUUAAGUGGACACUGGGUACUUACAGAUCACACUUCUAUCUGAAAAUUCUUACCCUCCGGUUGUUUCGUUACAAUAUUAGAGAAAAAUAUUUUCCUCUCUUUCUUUCCAUUUUGGUUACUGUGUACAUUUGGCAGCACGUUUUGAAUAGUCGGUGGCUCAAUGUUUGUGGUGGGCGAUUUGCAAACACUGAGAAGAAUGGGAACAUGUGGUUAUAAAACCACAAAAAUGGCCAGGGUGACUGAGAGCUUGUCUGCACGAAAACUUAGUUGUGAGCAAGUUGGAGUGCUAAAUGCACUAAGCGCGUGCGCCGAGUAUCCAUGUGGACCCUGCUGCUGCGCACUAAACAUUUCCUUUGAUCUGUGUUCCCUUUGGUCCGCUUUGAUCUAUCUCACUUUGACAUGGGAGGAGGGAGCUUUUAGCAUAUGGCAGACAGUGGGUGCGUGACGUGGGGUUGAUUUACACCUCAGCUUGCCACGCGCUAAGGCUUCAUGUAGACAAGUCCUCAGGUGUGUUUUAACUCAUUGUUUUGCAGUUGACUAGAUUUCAGGUUGAUAGUACCCUUCCAUUUUGUCAAUUACUGUAUAAGUAAAGCAUUCAUCUAAAACUACA